Molecule: messenger RNA, 5087 nt
Organism: Halteromyces radiatus
Lineage: Eukaryota; Fungi; Mucoromycota; Mucoromycetes; Mucorales; Cunninghamellaceae
Exons: 4
Coding region: 98-4834 (1578 amino acids)
Molecular function (GO): DNA binding
Source: RefSeq, a predicted model, not a curated record
UUCUUUCUUCUCUUUUCUUUUGUCUUCUUUUUUUUUCAUUCCUCAGUUUUGUGGUUUUUAUAUCAUUAAUUCAUAUUAUUAGUCAACAUUACUUCGGAUGUCAGAAAAGAAAACUUCCAAUGACGAUAAAAGUUCGACAAUAAAUACUCGAGCUUCAAGAAGAAAACCAGCUUUACCGAAUAUACAUCCUGACGACGCUAAAGACAAAGUUUUCACUGCUAUUUUAAAAGCUUUACUCAAGAAAGGAAAUAAACCAAGUUCACCAAAAGAAUUAGCAAAUGACAUUGUUAAACAUAAAUAUGCAACUUUAGGGGGCGCAACACCUUUUGCUACUGUCUCGUCUCGUAUAUCACAACACUUCAAAAGAGCUGCUGAACACAAUCCACCAAGAGCACCUUUAUUAGCAAAGCAUGUUGAUCAAAAACACUCUCGGAAAAUCAAUUAUAGUCUUAUUACACCUGGUGAUAAUUCUUCAACUAUUUCAAAAUCAUCAUCUACUUCAUCAAAUCUACCACCGGGUUCUACAGCAACACAACAAGGACAACAUCCACUGGCGCAGCAACAUGGAUUAUCAUCAUCACAUAAACAUGACGAUCUAGAAGAAGAAGAAGAAGUAUUAUCUGACACUUCCAAUCUUUCAUCUGAUGAAGAACAUGAUCAUCCUUCACCAUCGAAACGACAUAAGGAAUCAACUUUAUCUGAACCUGCACAUUUUUUACGAUCUUCUUCCAUGACUGGUAGUAAAUCAUCACCUUCUACAAGUCAUACUCUUCGAGUACCAUCAACAACGAUAACCACUAGAAGGAGGCGACGUACAAGACGUAGUGGAUCAAUUGAUGAUGAUCAUCAUACUGAUUCAGAUCAUGAAUCACCAGAACCAAAACGUGCAAGAAGAGAAUCAUCUAUUUCUGCCUUGCCUACCACACUGGACAAUAACCACACCACCACCACAACAACAACAGCAGCAGCAGAUGGUUCACCUUUGAUGUCUAAAAUGGAUUCUGAAGAAGAAGAUAGCGAAGCAGAUUACUCGGAUUAUUAUGAAGAUAUGAUGAAAGGAGAUGAAACUAUGGCUCACAUUGAAGUCUCAAGGCGACGAUCAUCUAUCUUUCGGCGGCCAAGCAAUGUCAACUCUGGUUCCACAACAACGAUUACAACAAAUGGCUCCAACAACAACAAUGAUUCUCCGAAAUUGGUGGGACGAAAACUCUCUUUACCUCUUAAUGGUUUACUUGGUGACAAUGAAUUUUGGACGCCUUACACAUUUGAACAAGAUUUGACUAACGAUACUCUACAUCUUCCUGAACACAACACUUCUCAUCAUCACCAUCAGCCAAUACCUCUGAAUAUUGUAUCUCCUGAAUCUAUCUCUGAAACUGAAUUGGAAUUAUAUUUUGGUGGACCUACUCUAUCUUCAAACAACAACAACAACAACAAUAAUAAUAAUAAUAACAAUAAUAAUAACAACAAUAAUAGUGCAAGAACUAGUCGAAAAAGCUUUUGUACUCUUUCAAAUGGAAAAGAAGCUUCAUUAUUACAAAAGGCUCUUUUGGCCAAUUCUAUUCGUGGUAAACCCUCAAUGCAAACAACUGCUUCCGAUGAAGAAGACGAGGAAGAAGAAAAUAGUGUGGAAAUACCAGUACGACGCAAAUCAUGGCCUCUCAUAGCAUCAGAAGCUCCUCAAAUGGACGAACCAUCAGAUUUUACCUCCUCCUUGGACAACAAAAGUUUAUCAAUGCGACGUGACUCAAAGGAUAGUUCAACAACAUUACAUGAGCAACAACAAGGACAACCAACAGUGGCAACACUGGAAGACACUACUGGAGAAGCUGAUGAUGAAGGUGACAAUAACGAAGAUGAUCAUCAACAGUCAACCAAGAACGUUGAGAAUAACAAAGAUGGUACAAUGGAAAAGGAAAAAACAACUAUAUCUCGGGAAAAGGAUUUUCUGAAUCAAAAGGAACAAGAUAUGGAAACUGUGGAUACCCCGCCGACUAGCAAAACGUAUUCAGAACAUGGCCAUCAGUUUACUAUUACAAGAAAGGUAUUGGGAAACCUUCAGUGCUACGAAUUGGACUCACCUGAUGAUAUACCUGAUACGAAAGUGCUUCGAUUUAUUCAAUCUGAUGAUGGUGCAAGUGAACAUGUCGCUUUACGAACAAGACAUGCAGAUACAGCAAAACAACAUGAUCAACGGCGAAACAGUCAACAUUUUUAUUUGGUGGAAGGAUGUGUGAACGCAACUCAAUUACGGAAAGCUGCUCGUCCUGUCUUGGGGAAGGGAUUUUUUGAUGCUGUAGCUGAAGCAGAAGAAGGUCGAUUAGUAGUUACUAUUACAAAAGGACCGAUCGAAUGUCGUGGCGCAUGGGUUCCACUAAGUCGUGCACGUGAACUCGUUGAUGAAUUUGAAAUUGAAAGUUCUCCUGGUUUGGCCAAACUUCUUGGUGAUGAUCCAAUGGGUGACCAUCAAAGCUCAGUUAGACGCAAAUCUCUAGCUCGUCGAAAUUCUGGAAUGACCUCACCAGCAUCAUUGAUUAAUACCCGUACAGCUACAAGUAAACUAGGAUCUCUAUCUGCUCCUGUUUCUGGUGAUGAAGCAGAUGAUGAUGAAUUUGUUCGAUUUGAAGAAGAUGAAAAAGCGCCAAUCACCUCUACUACAUCGAUCGAUCACACUUUGAAUGAAAAGGACAAUCCAACAGCAUCUCCUGCACCAUCUACAAAUCCAAAUUCAACAGCAGCGACAACAACAACAACCAAUCCGCAACCGAAUUUCAAUUUGACAGCAUUACAACAAUUGACAUCGGCUAUUCCUGGACUGUCACAUCUGACUCCUAGUUUUGAUCUUGCUCGUUCAUUAGCCUCCUACAUGCAAGCAGUGGCAAAAGCAACGGGAGCAUCAUCAUCCUCAUCAUCAUCCUCAGUAACAUCAUCGACAUCAUCACAGCCUUCCAAUUCAUCCGGUAGUUCACCUUCACUUGCCUUUGAUCUCAAAUCUGCCUUGGCUCGAUUUCCUGCGCUGGACGCUUUAUUCAAGAAGGAUUCACCGGUAUCUUCAUUAAUAUCCAAUACGACUACAGCUCAACCAUCAACAUUAUCAACACCAUCUACUCCAACUACACCCACAACACCCCAAGCAACCGAUACCAACAAGAUCUAUCCAACAACACCCACCAAUCCACCAAUGUAUAUUACAGUCAUCGAUAAUGUUACAGUUUGUGUAGCAACCUUGGGUGUACCAGAUGAAAAUGGCGAAAAAUCGUACAAAGUAUUGCGGCGAUUGGAUACUGGAUUUGUGAAUGGUACAAGUUUACUCACUGCAGGAGGAAUCGAUACCGAACGGGAACGAAGUAUGAUUCUUAGUUUUGAAUUGGAACGCAUUCGUAUACCAAACAGAGACAGUGAACUAUGUGGCACUUGGAUUCCUUUACGACGGGCUCAAGAACUAGCGGUAACAUGCUCUAUUCAAAAUCGAUUAGGACCUUUCCUGAGUGAUCGUAUAGAAAGCUACUUCUCCUCUACUAUACCUAUUUCUCGUGGACCAUCUGGUGUACGUAGCGGCAAACCAAUAUUGGGUCUUGGACGAACUGCCAGUGGUACUGAUUUGGGAAACAAAAAGUCAUUACUCAUGAUGUCAGCAACAGCAACAUCAGGAACACAUCAUCACAAACCACCACCAUCAACUCAACUUCAGCAAUUACUGUUAUCACACCCUUACAAGACACUGAAAAUUGGAGGUGGAAAUUCAUCAUCUUCAUUUGGUAUGUUGAAAGCUCCUCUUCUUGGUAGUUUUGAUCGAACAUCCGAUUUGAAACAACAACGAUCCAUUUCAAUCAUCAACAGUCGACGACCUCGCAGCAAAAGUGUAGAUGAAUUAUCUGACUUGACAGAAAAUGACCAGCGGCAACGACAAAGGGAUCUAGAUAUUGAUAUUCUGAACGAUGAGGAUAUGGAUGCCAACGAUUCGGAUGCUGAUACGGAAUCGGAUACGGAUGUGAAUGAAGUACGGUUGCGAAUGAAACGAAUGCGUGAUGCAGCUAUUGAUGCUAUGGAAACUGGUCAAUCAAUGGAUUUAGAGGAACUACUUAGCCGAGCUAGUGGACCUAUUGUACAACCUAUGCGAUCUACUCUUCAGUUACGAGGACCUUUAUCUCAAAACCAACAAACCUCAAAUUCAGCGACUACACUAUCUCUCAAAAGACGCAAGUUAUUCGACAUUGAUGAAGAAGGAAAUGUACCUCCAGCCUUCAGAAAACCGGCGAAUUUUUUACCACAUGGACGACGACGACCUCCUACGGUGGCAACAAAUGGUGCACCCAAUGGAAAAUGGGCAGGUGGUAAACUUACGACUUCAAUGAUUAAAAAAUCAGCUUCUUGGAAUGGUGCACUUCCUUUACCUCGUAGCAACAAUGUGGUGAUCCCUGGAACGAAGAAAUCAAACAACAAUGGAUCAAAACGUAAGAAGGUUCAACGAAAAGAGUCACCAAAUGACAAUAGCAAUCAUGUCGUAGAACAUCAUGAAGGUAACAAUGAUGAUAAAACUUUACUCAAGACGUCGACAGUUACAUCAGCAACAACAACAACAACAACAACAACAACAGCAUCAACAACGACAACGACACCUUCAAAACCUAGUGGACUGUCUAUUUCUAUAACACCAUCAUUAUCUUCUUCAGCAUCACCAUUGACAACCUUAGCAACGACGAUGGUAAAUGAAAAGAAUUUCUCUCCAGCACCUGAUACAACUGUCAAGGUUACCAAAUCAAGCUUAUCCGAUGAGGACGAAGAUGAAGAAAUCGAUAUUGGUGGUAGUGAUGAUGAUGAUGAUGUGCGAUAGAUAUUCCAUCAUGAAAUGUAUAUUUGAUUCACUCUCUUUCCUUUUUUUUUUUUUAUUGGGUACCUUGGUUUUAUAUUCGUAUAUAGUUUAUAACUCUUCAUUUGAUUCUUUUUACUUCUCCUCCCCUUCUUUUUUCUCUUUUUUCUUUUUUUAUUAUUAUUAUUGUAUAUUUCAUAUUUGGUAGUCUAGUUAGUCUUUUUUUUUCAGCAAUAACAAUUAUUGAAUAAAGGGAAACAAAAAAUUGCAUGUUCAA